Camellia sinensis is the source of this 615-nucleotide messenger RNA. Lineage: Eukaryota; Viridiplantae; Streptophyta; Magnoliopsida; Ericales; Theaceae. The record is from RefSeq and is a predicted model, not a curated record.
AUGAGACAAAGAUGGUGGCUUGAGUUAAUAAAAGACUAUGAUUUGCAAAUUUUGUAUCAUCUGUGGAAGGCGAACACAAUUGCGGAUGCUUUGAGUCGCAAAUCCAUGGGCAAUUUGUCAUGUUUGCUCACCAGCCAGAAAAAAUUAUUGUGUGAUUUGGAACGAAAUGAAAUUGAGGUAGUUUUGUGUAAACAGGAUGAAAUCCUAGCUGCCAUUUCCGCUCAACCUGCAAUCAUUGAAGAAAUUAGAGAGAAAGAGCUUGAUGAUGAGUCUUUGAAGAAGAUUAUGGAUGAAAUUGACUCAAAACUGAAGCCGGGAUUUGUGAUUGAAAAUGGUGUGCUAAAAUUUCAUAAUAGACUUUGUGUACCGGAUUGUUCUGACUUAAAGAAACGAGUUAUGACUGAAGCCUACAAUUCUAAAUUUGCUAUGCACCCAGGAAACACAAAGAUAUACCAUGAUUUAAAACAGAAUUUCUGGUGGCCUGGAAUGAAGAAGAGCAUUGCUAAUUUUGUGGCUAGAUUGUGCCAGUAUCCAUUGUAUCUGACAGAGAUUCGAAGUUCACGUCAAGAUUUUAUCAAAGUUUACAACAGGCUUUGGGAAUUGAACUGUGAUUAA